AGAGGAAAACCACAGCUUCUUCCAUCCCUGGAAAAACCUUUUGUGAUGACAAGAUCAUCAGUGCAGAUGUAGCAGGGACAGUUCUGCUUUGCUGAUACACCCAAGUGAAGAAUCUCAACCAGCAUGAGAGAGUACAGUUUGUUUCUCCUGUUCGUCCUUUCCAUCUUCAAGAAGGGCGUGCAGUGCAAUAGCUGGUCCAUUCACGUCCCAUCUGACGUCACUGGUGAACUCGGAAAGAUGGUUAUUCUGCCCUGCACUUUCACACACCCUUACAAAACCUUUGACCGUACCCUCACUGCCAUUUGGAGGAUCAAGGAGCCGUAUAAUGGCACUGUAGUCUUUAAGUGCACCAGCCAGAGUGCCAGCGAGCUCUGCAAGACCGCCGUCAGCUACAAAAACAAAUACAAACUCUUUGGCAACCCCCGGCACAAGGACCUUUCCAUCAGGAUUGACAACCUGACCUGGAGUGACAGCGAGAGGUACUUCUGCCGUGUGGAGUUCUCUGGGGACAUCCACGACAAGUAUGAAAGCAGGAAUGGGAUAAAGCUACAUUUGAUUGCUUCCCCCAGGAUCAUUAACAUCACGGUCAGCUCCAAUGGGGACCACACCUUCAAAGCCCGCUGCACCGCCGAGGGUGAACCGGCACCUGCCUUGACGUGGACCAGUCCCCACUCCAGCAACCUCACCUCAGUCACUAACACGAACCACCGCGUCACCAAGGAGCUCCAGUACCUGACACACGAUGGCAAAUACACCUGCACGGCUGUCAACAGCCACGGGAGAGCGGAGGGGACUGUCUACUUCUAUAAAUUCAAGGCAUCCAACAGUUCCUUUUUCCUGAUCCUUAUUUUUGUGCCGCUGGGAAUUAAGGUCCUUGUUUUGCUGGUGAUACUGGGCUUGACCCUGUUCCCCAGAGGUCCUUCCACUGCUCCAUCCAGCCUGGCCCGGCCACAGCCACAGGACUCCACCUAUGAGAACUUUGAUCGCAGUUGCAGCCUGCCAACAGAACAACCUGCAGCAAGAUGCAGCUGAGGACCUGGGCUGUCCCACCCGCACCCACUUGCAUGGUCUGAACCUCUGCUCUGUCCAAAGCCGGAUCAUCUUAGGGUGACUUUUCUCACUGAAUGUAAGACUGCUGUUGACUGAUGCACAGGUCAAGCGAGCCUUGUAGGUACAUGCCUUCCAUCUCUGGUGAAACAUGGCUUCUUGAUACGGGUAUUUUUGGAUGAAACCCCAUGCAGUAUCUGUCUCAUAUGAAAGGAGUUACAGAAAGAGACAUUUCAAUGGGAACUGGAGAUCAAGGCACCCAUGUUGUCCUGUCCAUCAACCUCUUUCCCCAAGGCAGGGAAGACAAACAAAGAAAAUAACUUUGAUGCCAUUAAAAAAGAAAAAAGUUACUUCUCAAUAGUUUCCAUCUCCGUGCUACAUGAAAAGAUCCUGACCACCUCUUAAGUGACUUCACCUCACACUACUUAUUCAAAGAAAUUGACCAUUCCUAGACAUAUCCAAUGUGAAUGUGCUCCAAAAAGAGAACAGACUGAGCGUAUGGGACAGAGUAGCACAAGUCAUGUUUGGUCUGGUAGACAAAGUUCCAGGAAAGGGCUGUAAAGAGCAGUGGAAUGGAAUAGAAGAGGAAAAAGACAGAAAGGAAGGAAAGGAAGGAAAGGAAGGAAAGGAAGGAAA
This is a messenger RNA of Gallus gallus (chicken), 1683 nucleotides long. RefSeq names its product sialic acid binding Ig like lectin 15 (gene SIGLEC15). Lineage: Eukaryota; Metazoa; Chordata; Aves; Galliformes; Phasianidae. Gene Ontology annotation, biological process: regulation of bone resorption; regulation of actin cytoskeleton organization; regulation of osteoclast development. Bases 124 to 1032 code for a protein of 302 amino acids. The transcript has 5 exons. The record is from RefSeq and is a predicted model, not a curated record. Gene Ontology annotation, cellular component: plasma membrane.